Molecule: messenger RNA, 1124 nt
Organism: Jaculus jaculus (lesser Egyptian jerboa)
Lineage: Eukaryota; Metazoa; Chordata; Mammalia; Rodentia; Dipodidae
Gene: Plekhj1
Product: pleckstrin homology domain containing J1
Exons: 6
Coding region: 350-844 (164 amino acids)
Biological process (GO): retrograde transport, endosome to Golgi; receptor recycling; endosome organization
Cellular component (GO): trans-Golgi network; early endosome; recycling endosome
Source: RefSeq, a predicted model, not a curated record
GAGAGGGUUUUCUCCGUUAUGGUGGGCUCACCUUUUAGGGCUGUUGGCCCCAGAGUGAGCUUCGCUUGUGGGGACGUGCUGAGAAUCUAACGACACCCGGUGUUUAGUGUAUUUCACGGUUACGUAAGGACAGCCGGUCUCCCUCACGAGCGCGGGGGUAGUUCCCACUCGAAACUCGCACGCCAGCGCCACGCACAGGCGGGUGAUGGGAUGGCCGACCCUGCGGUGCGCAGGCGCACUAGCCCAGGUGGUUCCCUGAGACAUUUGUGGCGCCAGCCGGGGCUCGCGGGAGACAGAGGGCCGCCGUAAAGGCGGACGGGCCCGGCCCUGGCUCCGGUCCUAGUUCGGGAUGCGGUACAACGAGAAGGAGCUGCGGGCGCUGUCCAGGCAGCCGGCUGAGAUGGCAGCCGAGCUGAGCAUGCGGGGUCCUAAGAAGGGGAGCGUGCCCAAGCGGCGGCUGGUGAAGUUGGUGGUCAACUUCCUGUUCUACUUCCGCACGGACGAGGCCGAGCCCCUUGGAGCCCUGUUGCUGGAGCGGUGCAAAGUGGUCCAAGAAGAGCUCUGCGUCUUCUCCAUCAGCUUCCUGGAGGACCCUGAGAGGAAGUAUCACUUCGAGUGCUGGAGCCAAGAGCAGUGCCAGGAGUGGACGGAGGCUUUGCGCAGGGCCAGCUAUGAGUACAUGCGAAGGAGCCUCAUCUUCUACCGGCAUGAGAUCCAGAAGAUGACAGGCAAGGACCCGCUGGAGCAGUUUGGGAUCUCCGAGGAGGCCAGAUUCCAGCUGAAGAGCCUUCCUAGGGAUGGGUGGACAGCUUGCCUAGACUCCCAGCCAGACACGCUGAACUGACCCUUACCUGGUCUCCAAGCCACCCUGGGUUUUCCUAUGGGGAGUUGUUCAGGCUUAGACACCCCGAACCCAAGUCCUGGAAUACACAGGUCUGCCAUCUCCGUGCUACUGCCCACACCCUGGGACUGAACCUGGUGCGGCUCUUCAGUACCAGCUGAAUGUACAAAGCUAGGCGAAGCUGUGAAUGAUGAGGGGUCCCCCUCAGCCAGCCAUGAACCCCACUGAUGGGGCAGGCUACUGCACCAAGCCUGCCCUGUAAUAAAGGUACCUCUUUUCCAAA